CUUCAGGGCUGGUGCUGUAGCCACUGCGCCCCCCAGCUGCCCUUCAAAUAUACCUAGCACAAGUCGGCUUUGCAGGCUCUGUUGGGAACUGCACAAAUAUUUAAGCCCAAGAGCUGGUUCAGAGGUCCUAGCGCAGGGUCACUGGGCUGAGAAGUAAGAGGGACCUUGUCCAGUCCCGUCAUUUCACAGAUGGAGAUGUCGAGGCCCAGGGAGGCUGAGUAAGGGCCAUUCCCCAGUGGGGGCUCCUGGGGUGACCUCUCACUAGAGCCUCAGAUUGCUGCAAGCUGAGAGUCAGAGUCCUACUCAGGAAGACAUACCGAACCCGUUACCAGCCUCAGUUUCCCUAUCUGUAAAAUGGGAGUGAUAAUAGCACUUAUCUUUGGGUUCUUGUGGAGAGCCAGUGACCUAACACAGGAGGAUGUGUGAGUGUAUGAGAUCAUUACCCGCUCUGGUGGGCAGGCGGGGUUGGGAGAGCAGCCCCAGCAGCUCCCCAGUGACCCAGGUGCUGGGCUUUUCCCAGGGCGCCCUUCCAGCCCCCUGACCUUGCCCCUGAGUUCCCCCUCUCCCUCCCCCUCCUCCUCUGAGUUGACCUGGUUCUGGGUCUCUCCCCCAGCCAUGAACACCGUUCUGCUCAGCAACCUCUUCUCCCUGCCGAGGAUCGUCUAUGCCAUGGCCACCGAUGGACUCUUCUUCCAGGUGUUUGCCCGCGUGCACCCCAAGACCCAGGUGCCGGUCAUCGCCAUUGUCGUGUUCGGGAGCCUCAUGGCGCUGCUGGCCCUGAUCCUAGACCUGGAGGCCCUGGUCCAGUUCUUGUCCAUCGGGACGCUGCUGGCCUACACCUUUGUGGCCGCCAGCAUCAUCGUGCUUCGCUUCCAGAGAGCCCCGGCCCCCAGCUCGCCCCCGGGCCCAUCCAGCCCAGGCCCGCCCUCCAAGCAGUACGAGUCCUUUUCUGACAGGCUGCAGCUGGUGGGGGCCACCCAGGCCGAGGUGGCCGAGCCGGGCCAGCUCAAGCUAGCCUGGCGGCCCUACCUGCCCUUCCUGAGCACCCGCUGUGGCUCGGGGGCCUCUGUCACCUGGGCCCUGGCGGGCCUCAUGGUGUCCGCCUUUGGGCUCAGCGGCGUGCUUCUCUUUGGGGAUUCCCCGCUGCACCUGCCCCGAUGGUGCUCCAUCUUCCUGCUGGUUCUCGGCAGCCUGGUCUUUCUGUUCAGCCUUCUCCUCCUCGGGGCCCAUCAGCAGCAGCCAAGCCAGGACACUUUCCAGAUCCCUUGGGUGCCCCUGACUCCAGCCCUCAGCAUCCUCCUGAACAUCUGUCUCAUGAUGAAACUGAGCUAUAUGACCUGGCUGCGCUUUGCUGUCUGGUUGCUGCUAGGACUUGGCGUUUACUUUGGCUAUGGAAUCAGGCACAGCAAGGAGAACGUGCAGGACCCUCCGGGUUCAGGCACUGCCCGCUACGUGGUAUUCCCUAGCGGGAGCCUGGAAGGGACAGUGGAGACGGUGCAGCCCCCCAGCCAAGAAACCUCAGGACCUCCCCCCAGCGCCAACAGCCCGGGGAGCAGCAGCUGACGCCCACCACGCGGUUCGGAACGGCCCUCACUGCCAGGGGCUGGCGGGCCCGGCCCCUCCUCCCCCGACCCUUCCACCUCUCUGCCAGCAUCCUUGGAGCCUCCUUCUGAGCCGGAAGGAAGAAUACUGAGGGAGACGGUGUCCUCGUCUACCCACCUUCCCUGCCCUUUCCCGGGGCCCCUACAACAAGCCACUCUGGAAGUGGCCCAGAGCUGUCUGUCUCUAGGACAUGGGGGGGGGGGGCGGAGGGCCAGAGGGAGCACCCAGAGGGGUGCCCUUGCUUGCAGUGAGUCACGUGGGCCUGCGAGGGCCCAGAAGGUGAGCAGGAGUUUGGAGAGCUUGAAGGUGACUGAUGAGCAGCAGUCAGACGCUUUUUUUGCUGGUGCUGUACACCAUUUAGACAGCCGUCACCCGACAUUGGGCUAAGGGGAAAAUAUUAAUAACGAUACCAACGA
Sarcophilus harrisii (Tasmanian devil) is the source of this 2018-nucleotide messenger RNA. It is a transcript of the gene SLC7A4, whose product is annotated as solute carrier family 7 member 4. The transcript is spliced from 3 exons. Gene Ontology annotation, biological process: transmembrane transport; amino acid transport. The record is from RefSeq and is a predicted model, not a curated record. Gene Ontology annotation, molecular function: amino acid transmembrane transporter activity. Gene Ontology annotation, cellular component: plasma membrane. NCBI's taxonomy places the organism in Eukaryota, Metazoa, Chordata, Mammalia, Dasyuromorphia, Dasyuridae. The coding region runs from base 616 to 1563 and encodes 315 amino acids.